Williopsis jadinii is the source of this 923-nucleotide messenger RNA. It is a transcript of the gene RPN12, whose product is annotated as proteasome regulatory particle lid subunit RPN12. Gene Ontology annotation, cellular component: nucleus; proteasome regulatory particle; cytosol. The record is from RefSeq and is a predicted model, not a curated record. Bases 46 to 903 code for a protein of 285 amino acids. The transcript has a single exon. Gene Ontology annotation, biological process: proteasome-mediated ubiquitin-dependent protein catabolic process. NCBI's taxonomy places the organism in Eukaryota, Fungi, Ascomycota, Saccharomycetes, Phaffomycetales, Wickerhamomycetaceae.
CAACAACAUCAACAAGCAGUUAAAGCAGACAAAAGCAUCGGAGAAAUGUCCCUAGAACACUUGACACACAAGCUUAAGGAGUCAUUUGACUCGCACGAGUAUCAACAGGCUGUUCAGCUAUUGCCUAAGAUCCAAGUGCUGCUAUUGGAAAACUCGUUGUUGAUUCCCAACUUCUCCAAGUUGGAAGACUCUCAGUACCUGAGUGAUUUGCUGAUUUCACGCUCAAUCCUUGAGAUUGGAGCCCUCAGUGCGAUCAACUGUGAUGAGCUGGAUAAGUUUGAGCACUUGGUGUUACAAUUGUGGAGUUUCUACUUCAACCAGGUGAAUCAUCACCAGCUAUCGAAGAGUGGCAAGAAGAACAAGAUCUUGGCUCUUUACUUGCUACGUCUCUUGUCCAAGGGCGACGUUGUGAAGUUCCACAGCGAGUUGGAGUUCCUCCAAGGUCACAUAAAGAAUAUUGACUCAGAUCUGUACUUGAACUAUCCUAUAAAGAUUGAGAACUGGGUAUUGGAGGGGUACUACGAUAAGGCCAUUGAGUCCAUCAAGAACACGGAGUCGGAGGAGAAGCUGAAGCUGAAGGAGUUCAACGUGUUCAACAAUACGCUCUUAGAGACCAUCAGGUUUGAAAUCUCAAGAUCCAUGGAGAAGAGUUAUACCUCACUACCUCUCUCCAAUGCAAAGUAUCUACUGUUUCUAAACUCUGAAAAGGAGGUUGAAUCAUGGGCAGGCGAACAGGGCUGGGAUGUAGAACGUGGUGUAUUGCAAUUUGAAAAGCUACAAGCGUCAUCUUCUCUCUUCCAAGACAACAAUGAAGAAGAUGAGGAGGAUGAAAACAUUACACCGAGCGAAAGACUUGUCAAGAACACACUUAACUACGCUAAGGAGAUCGACUCCAUCAUUUAAGUCUAGAGAUAUAAACACUC